This is a messenger RNA of Manduca sexta (tobacco hornworm), 1316 nucleotides long. Its product is annotated as mitochondrial 2-oxoglutarate/malate carrier protein. Lineage: Eukaryota; Metazoa; Arthropoda; Insecta; Lepidoptera; Sphingidae. The transcript has 7 exons. The coding region runs from base 154 to 1035 and encodes 293 amino acids. Gene Ontology annotation, biological process: malate transmembrane transport; mitochondrial transport; oxaloacetate transport. The record is from RefSeq and is a predicted model, not a curated record. Gene Ontology annotation, cellular component: mitochondrial membrane. Gene Ontology annotation, molecular function: antiporter activity; thiosulfate transmembrane transporter activity; oxaloacetate transmembrane transporter activity.
UAGUUCUCUUCUCUUGAAUAAAAGAAAAGCACAAAACACGUUACAAAUUGACAGUCUAACGUCAAAAAAAACAGCAACUAUAAAAUUGUACCAGUAGUAAAAUCAUGGAAAACUGUUAAAUUUAUUUUGCGUGGAAUAUAGACGACGGUAAACAUGGGGGAUAAAAAUAAAAAACCCGCUCCCAAGGUCAUGCCCGGGUGGAUGAAUUUCCUCAUCGGUGGCACGAGUGGAAUGUUGGCUACAUGUGUGGUCCAGCCCAUGGAUCUGGUGAAGACCAGGAUGCAGCUGAUGGGUCCGGCCGGAAAGAACGCAUCGACGGGGGGUGUCAUCAGGGAUAUCCUCAAGGCCGAAGGAUUGUUCGGCUUCUACACCGGGCUCUCGGCUGGCCUGUUUCGACAGGCAACCUACACCACCGGCAGAAUGGGCGUCUUCAACUCCUUGUUUGAAUAUUAUAAGAAGAACUACGGUGUGCCCAGUUUCCCGAUGAAGAUCUGGAUGGGCGUCGUGGCCGGCGGCAUGGGCGCGUUCGUGGGUACUCCAGCCGAGGUGGCCCUCAUCAGGAUGACCGCAGACGGCAGGUUGCCGCCCGACAAGAGGAGGAACUACAAAAAUGUGUUCAACGCGCUCGGCAGAAUGGCGCGGGAGGAAGGCAUCACCUCUUUGUGGCGAGGAGCAACGGCCACGAUCACGAGAGCCAUGGUGGUAAAUGCAGCGCAAUUGGGCACAUACGCACAGUCUAGAGAAGCCUUGCUGCCUAGCAUGGGAGAAGGUAUAAGCCUCCAUUUCUGCGCAUCAAUGAUAUCUGGUUUCAUCACUUCUGCCUGUUCUCUGCCCGUCGAUAUUGUUAAAACCAGGGUACAAAACGCGGCGAAAGGCACCGGGCAGGUGGCGGUGCUGAUGGGCGUGAUCAAGAACGAGGGCGUGCUGGCGCUGUGGAGCGGCUUCUUACCCACGUACGCCAAGAUCGGGCCGCACACGGUGCUCACGUUCUUAUUCAUGGAACAACUCAAUUCUCUCUACUUCAAGAUGGCUUAGAGUGUCAGGAGAGAAAUCAAUGUUUGUCCCGACUUCCGUCUACUGUGCGAACUGUAACCCCGGCGGUCGACAGCGACCGCAGCGAAUGGCGGCGCGCGAUCCCCCACUAUUCCGCAUCGUUCUUAAUCGUACGAUCAAAUUCGGAAGAAUGUAUCGAUUUAUGUGCCGUUGUUUGUGAUGCGUGCAGUAGGUAAUACAAAUACCAUAAAUUUGAAUAAUAAAUAGAAAUCCACAAUGUCUUAAGUCGUUAUGUGACUAAGUUAAUAAAAAACUUUGUACAA